Molecule: messenger RNA, 2877 nt
Organism: Aureobasidium uvarum
Lineage: Eukaryota; Fungi; Ascomycota; Dothideomycetes; Dothideales; Saccotheciaceae
Source: the annotation of a GenBank genome assembly
AUGUCUGGUUUCAAGAGCCUGACCCUCUUGCUGGUGGCUCAGCUCGCCAAUGCUCAAGGCGGCUACCCGAACCCUCCUGUUGCAGGCCUACCUCGUCUCAAGUCACACGACAGCCGAUUGACACCUGCNUUCCCUGGCACCGAUUACCCUGGCGCCGCAGUGCCAUAUGCUGUCGCCGGCGCCAAAUUCAACCAGACUUCUCCUCCCUACUACCCAUCUCCUUGGGGAACUGGUGCUGGAGAGUGGGCAAGCGCUUAUGAGAAAGCUAUUGCAUUUGUGUCUCAAUUGACUCUUGCUGAGAAGGUCAACUUGACUACUGCCUCUAGUUGGGAGUCCGAGAAGUGCGUCGGCAACACUGGAUCAAUUCCCCGUCUGGGCUUCAAGUCUCUUUGUCUCCAGGACUCGCCUUUGGGUGUCAGAUUCGGCGACUUCGUAUCCGCCUUCUCCGCCGGCGUCACUGUUGCCGCGACAUGGGAUAGAUCACUUGCAUACACGCGCGGUAAUGACAUGGGUAGCGAGCACCGUGACAAGGGUGUCGAUGUCAUGCUUGGACCUGUUGUUGGUCCCCUUGGCCGCAGUCCCGAAGGUGGUCGCAACUGGGAGGGCUUCAGUCCUGACCCUGUUCUCUCUGGUAUUCUGAACGCCGAGACGGUCAAGGGAAUCCAGGAUGCUGGUGUCAUUGCUUGCACCAAGCACUACAUCCUCAACGAGCAGGAGCACUUCAGACAAGGUGGUCCCAACAUCUCUGAUGCUGUGUCUGCCAAUGUUGACGACAUCACUCUGCAUGAGCUGUAUGUCUGGCCCUUCGCCGAUGCUGUCCGCGCCGGUACUGGAAGUGUCAUGUGCUCAUACAACCAGGCCAACAACAGCUACGUCGUAAGUACAAAGAAGAAUGAUGUAAGCAGAGCAACACUAACCGCAUCCAGNUGCCAAAACUCUCACCUCCUGAACAAAGUCCUCAAGGCUGAACUCGGGUUUCAAGGAUUUGUUGUGUCAGACUGGUCGGGGCAGCACUCUGGUGUGUCGAGUGCUCUUGCGGGUCUCGACAUGACCAUGCCCGGAGAUGUCGGCUUCGACAGCGGCACUUCCUUCUGGGGUGCCAACCUCACUGUUGCCGUUCUCAACGGAACCGUUCCUCAGUACAGACUCGACGACAUGGCUGUCCGUAUCGUGGCAGCCUGGUACCUCGUCGACAGAGAAGACCACCAAGUGGAGAAUGCACCCAACUUCUCGUCAUGGACCACCAGAACAUUCGGAUUCCGUCAUUACAUUGCUCAAGAGGGCUAUGAACAGCUCAACUACCACGUCGACGUUCAAGACAACCACCGUGACAACAUUCGCGAGGUUGCUGCCAAGGGUACUGUUUUGUUGAAGAACAAUGGCGCAUUACCUCUCAAGGGCACCGAACAACUCGUUGGUGUCUUUGGUGAGGACGCUGCUGACAACCAGUAUGGACCUAAUGGCUGCUCUGACCGUGGAUGCGAUAAUGGCACCCUUGCUAUGGGAUGGGGUAGUGGAACUGCCAACUUCCCCUAUCUAGUUGCUCCUCACACUGCCAUCGAGAAUGAAGUCCGCUCUCGAGGCAAGUCUGUUGAGAGUGUUCUCGAUCGUGCCGCCUACAGCCAAAUCGACACUCUCGCCCAACGUGCUGACGAAGUGAACGGUGCUUGUAUCGUCUUUGCCAACGCAGACGCUGGUGAGGGCUACAUCAUCGUCGACGGUAACCAAGGAGACCGCAACAACCUUACCCUCUGGCAGGGUGGUGAAGAGGUCAUCCGCAACGUUUCGUCCCUGUGCAAGAACACCAUUGUUGUGCUUCACACUGUCGGACCUAACAUCACUGCCAUCCUCUGGGCAGGUGUCCCCGGACAAGAGUCAGGCAACGCCAUUGUCGACGUUCUGUAUGGUAAGGUCAAUCCAUCCGGAAAGCUUCCCUUCACCAUGGGCAAAACCCGUGAGUCGUAUGGCACCGACCUUCUAUACGAAUACAACAACGGUGGCGCGGCCCCUCAGACUCAGUUCGAGGAGGGUGUCUUCAUCGACUACAGAGCCUUUGACAGACAAGAUGAAACUCCUGUCUACGAGUUCGGCUACGGUCUUUCGUACACCAACUUCAGCUACUCCGACAUCUUGGUCUCGGUCAACACUUCGGCUCCCGCCUACGUCCCUGCCUCUGGGUUGACCAAGGCUGCUCCCAUCUAUGGCACUGUCUCGAACAACUCUGCCGACUAUGUUUUCCCUGCCGAUGUCAGACCCAUCGAGUACUACAUCUACCCCUAUCUCAACUCCACCAACCUUCGCGCUUCGUCCCAAGACCUCCACUACGGUGGUAACUACAGCUUCCCUGCUGGCUCUUCUUCGAGUGUACCUCAGCCUCUUCUUCCCGCUUCUGGAGCUCCGGGUGGCAACCCCGGUCUCUACGACAUUCUCUACACUGUCACUGCCACUGUCGCCAACACUGGCUCUGUCGAAGGUGAGGAAGUUCCUCAGCUUUACAUCUCUCUCGGUGGUCCCGACGACCCUAAGGUCGUCCUUCGUCAGUUCGACAAGUUCUCGAUCGCACCUGGUGCCUCGAAGACCUUCACUGCUCAGAUCACCCGCAGAGAUGUCAGCAAUUGGAGCCCAGAGCUUGAUGAUUGGUAUGUCAGCGAAUAUCCCAAGACCGUUUACGUUGGCUCUUCCAGCAGAAAGCUACCUCUCAAGGCCGCUCUGCCCGCCAACGGCGCCACCUCUCCCGGUACUGGNCAAUGGUGGCUCUGGCUCCGGCAACGCCACUCGUCGAGCCAUUCAUACUCUUAUUCUCACUCUAACACCAAGAGCGGACACAACUCGUGGACCACCUACACCCAGCCCACUGGCUACCACUCGACCUGGUAG